Molecule: messenger RNA, 2354 nt
Organism: Notolabrus celidotus (New Zealand spotty)
Lineage: Eukaryota; Metazoa; Chordata; Actinopteri; Labriformes; Labridae
Gene: slc35f6
Product: solute carrier family 35 member F6
Exons: 6
Coding region: 168-1304 (378 amino acids)
Biological process (GO): transmembrane transport
Cellular component (GO): membrane; intracellular membrane-bounded organelle
Molecular function (GO): transmembrane transporter activity
Source: RefSeq, a predicted model, not a curated record
CGACAGCACGUGAACGCAGCAUGUCGUCUGCUGCGGUCAGCUGACUAUAAACCGUCAUGUGUCGGAUCCUCUGGGAAGAGAGUGAAUAACAACCUGGGCGAACACACAAAAAAACAACUCAGUGCUCCUUUGUGCCGGGGUGUUUGUCCCAUUCAUUCUCUCCCAGCAUGGCUUGGACGAAAUAUCAGCUGUUCCUGGCGGGACUUAUGCUCACAACUGGAUCCAUUAACACAUUAUCGGCGAAAUGGGCUGACAUGUUCUCAGCAAAGGGCUGCAAUGAUGACCCUGAACACAAGUUCUCUCAUCCAUUCUUACAGGCGGUGGGGAUGUUUCUGGGUGAGUUAAGCUGUUUGGCAGUCUUCUACAUUUUAAUUUGCCAUGACAGACGCCGUCCAGAGCCAAAGAUGAACCCGGGCCAGAGCUUCAACCCUCUGCUCUUCUUCCCACCUGCCAUGUGUGACAUGACUGCCACCUCCCUCAUGUAUGUUGCUCUCAACAUGACGAGCGCCUCCAGCUUCCAGAUGCUGCGUGGAGCUGUGAUCAUCUUCACCGGUCUGCUCUCGGUUGCGUUCCUCGGAAGACGCCUGCUACCUAGUCAGUGGUUGGGCAUCUGCAUCACUAUCCUGGGUCUGGUUAUUGUGGGUCUUGCAGACUUCUUCAGCGGGCACAAAGAUGACGGGCAGAAACUUAGUGAUAUCAUCACAGGAGACCUUCUGAUCAUCAUGGCUCAGGUCAUUGUCUCGGUGCAGAUGGUCCUGGAGGAGAAAUUUGUCUAUAAACACGACGUCCAUCCUCUGCGGGCUGUUGGCACUGAAGGUUUCUUUGGGUUUGUCGUGCUAUCGCUGCUCCUCAUCCCGUUUUAUUUCAUCCACGUGGGCGACUUCAGUGACAACCCUCGGCAGGUCCUGGAGGACGCUCUGGAUGCCUUCUGUCAGAUCGGACACCAGCCUCUCAUCAUUCUGGCUCUGCUGGGAAACACGGUCAGCAUCGCCUUCUUCAACUUCGCCGGCAUCAGCGUCACCAAAGAGAUCAGUGCCACCACCCGCAUGGUGCUGGACAGCCUGCGCACACUCGUCAUCUGGGUGGUGAGCCUGGCUCUGGGCUGGGAGCAGUUUCAUGGCCUGCAGGUGCUCGGCUUCCUAGUGCUGCUGCUGGGAACAGCACUCUACAACGGACUGCACCGCCCUCUGAUGGCGAGGAUACCGUGCUGCGCCGGGAUGGUGAGCACAGAGGAGGAGAUCAGCCCAGGGGAGUCAGAGAGUCUGCUGGGAAAUGGCAGGGUGCAGGCAGCUGAUGACAGCUAAAACUCACCAAUAAGUACUGGACUGUCUGUCUGAGACACCAAACCUCUCACGUAUGCUGUUGGGCACAGUCUCCUUUUGAAUGUUUUUAUGUUUUCCCCCCCGAUUUUAACUGACUUCACACUUUUUUGGUACUUCACAUGGGAGUUUUUUUUCAGCUUUUUUAAAGGAACUGUACAACAUUUUGGGAAAAUGUACAGCCUGAAAUGUAAAACAAACAUCUGUUUAGACUUGUUACAAGGAAACCGAUAAACUCCAAAACUGUUAAGUGUUCCUUAACUAAACAGGGACCAUAAAGUGGAGUCUGGAAGAGCUUUUAAAAGCUUUAGUCUGUAAAAGAAAAUUGUUUAUUUUGAAUAGAAUAUUAGUUUUAGAAAACUUCUGCUUCUGAAAAAAACUGAAAUAAGUCACUUCAUGUGCUCCUGACUGUUUUAAAUAAAAAAUCUCAAACUGCCUUUGUGCUGAAGCACAGGAGCACAAGUUUGGGGUAAAACCAACUUUUUAAAGUUUUAUGCAGAUUCUUAAAAAACAAAUGAUUUUAUUAUCAGUUCAAAUGGUUGUGAAUACAAACGUUAUGCUCUGUGAUCUGUUUUGAGACUGGAUUUAUUUUUUUAAAUGUUGCAGAAUGAACAUUUGGAUUGUGCCAAAGUGUUUUCAUCAUCAUGGACUGAAUGCACUACAGAUCUGGGUCUCACUGAUGUUCAACAUUUCACUGACAAUCAAACAGCAGACUGAUAGCUUCCAUCUUGGUUUAAUUCAGAGUCUAAUGUGUUGCUGUUUUUAAAAGAAUGUGUCUGUUUGUUUUUUAAUGACACUUUGAUUCUCAGUAAUUGAUUUGUACAGAUGUAUAAAAAAUCAGAGCACCAGAUGUUUUGCUCUUGUUGUUGUUAAUCUCUUACUUUUAAGAGGUUUAGGAUGUUUGCUGUAACAUACAAUAAGAAAAAAGGGAACUGUCACUUAAUCACACUAGCUGAAUAAUGCAUUUUUAUGACGUCAAAUAAUGAUGAAGAGAGAGAUUUUAAAAAUACACAUCUGAAAUCUCACAAAAAGAAA